UAUAUAACUCCAUUACUCCAAUAAUAUGGCCAGUAUAAUUAAUAAAAUAUGACAUAACGAUUACUAAUUAGCUUUGAUAAACUGCCGUGACCCGUACGAGUAUAUAAUAUUUUUAAUCUACCUACGUAUACGCUAUUGGCCAGAAUACAUAAUAACACUGUGUUCGAGAUUCCGUCGUACUAUCGGGUGUCGAGGUAUUUUGUCCUGUACUAAGUACACGAACAGAUUGUCCGUGCCACAUUUGUUAUCCACUCUUUGCAGAUUUAUUACAUUUAUUACUCGUGCUAGGUCGUUGAGAUUUUGAGAUGGCGACCAGAUGGGGAGUAAUAGGUACCAGCAAUAUUUCGCACGAUUUUGCUGUGGCCAUGAGUACGUUGCCACGGACAGAACACUUGAUCACAGCAGUGGCGUCUAAAGACAAGGCGAGAUCUCAAGAAUUCGCUGAACAGUUUGACAUUCCCAAGGCGUACGAUUCUUAUUCUCUCGUGGCAACCGACACCGAAGUAGACGUUGUUUAUGUGGGCACCCUCAAUGAACACCAUUACUCUGUCAGUCGCUUAAUGUUGGAACAUGGUAAAAAUGUUUUAUGCGAAGAACCAUUCUGUCAGAAUACUGAACAAGUCCAACAGCUCGUUGAACUUGCAAGGUCCAAAAACUUGUUUAUUAUGGAGGCCAUGUGGAUGUUUUUUACCCCAGCAUUUACUAUUUUAAGAGAAGAAAUCAAAAAAGGUACAAUUGGUGAACCGUUGCAAAUAAUUUCUUCAUUUGGUACACCGAUGUCUGAAUCACUUAUUCAACAGCGAAAUAGUGGAGGUUCAAUAUUAGAGUUAGCUGUAUUCUCAGUUUACAUGAGCCAAUUCCUGUUUGGACCUGAAAAGCCUCAAAUCUAUGGCGCUUGUGGACAAUUAACAGAAUCUGGGUUUGACAAGGAUGCAAGUGUAAUUUUAAAGUAUAGCAAUGGCAGAAUUUCUACAUUUUUAAGCCAUUUCAAAGUUGACCUACCCAAUGAGGCAAUUGUAUUUGGCACUAAAGGAAAUAUUAAAUUAUACGAUCCAUUUUGGUCAGCGACUAAAAUGUCUGUAAACGGAACAGACAUUAAUAUAGACGUGCCUCCUACAAAAAAAUCAACAAGAUAUGGAAAUAGUGUGCAACUAAUCUACGAGAUUCAAGAAGUUAGAAAUUGUCUUCUGAAAGGUUUAAAUGAGAGCAGUAUAGUUCCAUGGUCGUUAAGUAUUGAGAAUGCAAUUUUAGUUGAAGAUAUAAGGAAAAAAUUGGGAGUAACUAUUUGUAAAUAAUAUAAAAACCGAUUUUGGUAGAUAACUUAUAUUUUAAAUUUUAUGUUAUUGUUGCAAAUAAAAAUUAUUUACUUGUUGAUUUGUAAUUAAGU
Rhopalosiphum maidis (corn leaf aphid) is the source of this 1387-nucleotide messenger RNA. Its product is annotated as trans-1,2-dihydrobenzene-1,2-diol dehydrogenase-like. The coding region runs from base 306 to 1295 and encodes 329 amino acids. The record is from RefSeq and is a predicted model, not a curated record. NCBI's taxonomy places the organism in Eukaryota, Metazoa, Arthropoda, Insecta, Hemiptera, Aphididae. Gene Ontology annotation, molecular function: nucleotide binding. The transcript has 7 exons.